Molecule: messenger RNA, 4042 nt
Organism: Paramormyrops kingsleyae
Lineage: Eukaryota; Metazoa; Chordata; Actinopteri; Osteoglossiformes; Mormyridae
Gene: txndc11
Product: thioredoxin domain containing 11
Source: RefSeq, a predicted model, not a curated record
GAAGAUCUCCCAGUACCACACUUAACGAUUCCAUCAAGUUCCAGCAGACCUCUUCUACUCCGCCCGGACCUCGCGGGAGUGAAGGACGCGGUGCACACUGCAAUCGCGUCUCUUUCUUUAGUUAAUCAUGUACUGUCACACGUACCGCUGCAGACCAAUAGCAUCACAUGGAGGUUGCCAAAUGAAAAAAGGACAUCUGACUGCAUCUCCGGACAAGAUAUAGAACGAAGAGGAAUCGAGAAGAAACGUAGAGAAGGAAGAUGUUUUGCUUUUUUAUUUUUUUUUAUUUAUAGCAUUUGAGUUGCAUGUUUCUGCACAAUGGAAGGAAUCCGAAGACCGCCGAAAAGCCACGAACGCGCGCGCGCGCGCACACACACACACACACACAAAGGCGGUGUGUGGCGACAGCGCAACCCACCGCACCACUGUGCCGCUCUAACAGGCGAUGCAAAUAUCUACAUGGCAUUUCAUUAAAUGUGACGAAACCCCCUUUACGGCACCGCGGUGCCUGACCCUUUCGCACAGUGCUGUAUGUUGACCAGUAAUGCAUUUUAUCAGCAAUACCUUCAUUUGAGAAUUUCAUUUUAUUAUACUUUGAUUUUAACUAUACUGUCAAUUGAUUAUUACACCUCCACCACAAUCAAAUGUAAAUGUUUUUGUCCUUAAAAAGCAUAAAUGGAUGUUUAUUGACAUAAUUAUAGCAUAGUUUGGGUACCGCAAGCUACUUUCAAAUAUACUUCUACCCAGUUAUUAUCGCAUACUGUAAAGCGUCGACUCGUCUGUUUAAACUUUAUUCAUAUAACAUACAAACAAUAAUUUAAAAAUCACUUGAUGGAAACCUUUGCUUUUGAACAGAUUUUUGAACAUUGCCAUUUUCGUAUUUCGUACAGGGUCCAGGACUGCUUCUCAAUUAAGUAGGCAUGAUUUGUAGAGAAUUUCACACGUCGCAUUACAGUAGCUAAUGAACAGUUAACUUUUCCUAACAGUUUCCUAACCAGCUCCGCGGCUCCACGCCAUUGGCCGGCGCGGCCGCGUCACCCAGGCGCCUCCGCUUCAGCAAACGCGCCGCGCCGGGAGCGGAAGUGCGCGGAGUACGUGGCGGAGGAGGGUUUGCUCGCUGUCAGGCAGUGCACGGUUUUGGUCACUGGUUCAGCCGACCGUGUUUCCCCUCCUCUGUGGGCUGGUGUGCAGGUGUUGUGCCAAACUGAGUGUUUAAAUGGAAGGGACGGGCUAGGCGUCUGUAAUGCUGCGCCGGUUGCGGGUGUCACUUCGGCAGCUGGGGAAUCAGAUGGCUCGAAGACCCGAUCUUCUUUGUGGAGCCAUCGUGCUGGGCUGCCUUUUUGUUGUCACUAUAAAAUUCACUUGCAGUAGCCGUGCGAAGAAUGUGGUUGCCCCUGCACGGCCUCCCCGCCGCUUCUUCUCGCCCGAUCCUCCGGUGGUAGACCUUUUCCUGGGGCAGCUGGACCAGGUGGACCGGUUACGGAGCGCGGCUGAGAUCUCCCUAAUCUUCUUCUACGCCCCCUGGUGUGCGCACUCCAUCGCCGCUCGGGAAGAGGUCCAGCAGGUCGCCAGGAAGCUUUACAAAGAGGUCCUAUUUAUAGCUGUUAACUGUUGGUGGAACCAGGGAAAAUGCCGAAAGAACCAGAGCUUCUAUCAGUACCCAGUGAUACACCUGUUUUACCGAAGGUUUGGGCCUAUUGAGUACAAGGGACCCUUCAUGGCCGCCUACAUGGAGAAGUUCAUCCGGAGGGUUAUCACCCCUCUGACAUACCUGCCUUCACGAGCAAUGUUGCAAGACUUCCUCUCUUAUCAUGAGCCAGGAGUGGUGGGUUAUUUUGAGUUCAAUGCUUCACCACAGCCUCCUGGAUACAUCGUAUUCUUGACGUCAGCAUUACAGGCUUUGAAGAGAGAUUUCCAGGGAGUGGUGCGCUUCGCAGUGGUGACAAGCAAGCCGGUGGCGGAAGCGAUCGCGGUGCAGGAAGACGGGACGGUCUACAUGCACCGACACUUCAACACGUCGCUUAUUUUCCCACGGGCAGAGAGGAACUUCACGUCGGAGAAUAUCUGUGGCUGGGCGUACGAGAACAGGGAGAGCGUUCUGCAGUGGCUCCGCCCCCAUGGGGCCAAGAGCCGCCUCCUGGAGCAGGAGCUGAGCAAGGGCCCGGCGCUGCUCGCCUUCCUGCCCUUCGACCCACUGGCCCCCCACCAGCCCCUGGUGCGGCAGAUCGCUGAAGUCGCCCUGCAGUACCACGCCUGCAACCACAGCGACGGGGCGGAGCAAGAUGGCAUGGGGCAGUUACAGGGGACCCAGAAUUCUGUCGCCCCCUGCUGCAACACGGUGGUACUGCCUCACUGGAACGCCAUGGCGCGCAUGCAUAACGUGUGCGAGCUGUGCCUGAAGGAAUCGGCGGGCGUGUGGCCCAGUGCCAUCCGAACUGCCCACUGUCCCUUCCACCACAUGGGGGCAGCACUGGAGUCCUUUCACCUCAUGCGACGCACCUUCGCCCACCUAAUGAUGCACGGUGCGGCCUGCAGCAAUGUCGUCGCCUCUUAUAGCCCGUUCAGCCGCUACAGCGCGUGCUGCAAGACCCUGGGGCUCCCUCCCCCCCCGCCGCCUCGAACUCGAGACUCGGGGGUCCCUUCCGACGGGGAGCCUUCUCUCCUGGGCCUCAUGGGUCUCAGAUGCAGGACUAACAAAACACUGCGCUUCUACCUGCUGGACUCCCACCUGCACUGGAAGCUGGCCGAGCGGCUGGGGGCCCCCAGGGCCGACGGGCGGCGCCUCUUCCUGACCAUAGUGAACCUUCCGGAAGAGACCCAUUACAUCUCGGACCUCAACAGCACACUCAGCGACACUCUAGAUCACUUCAUACAGAACUUCAGCGUCCCAUACAGCCCGCUGACGCGGCACCUGGUGGGCAGCCCUGUGCCAAAGUCCCCCUCGUCCUUAAUCAGGGAAGUGACAACAGCCUCGUUCCUCAGCACAGUCAUGGAUCCUCAGAAGGACGUGCUCCUCUUCUACUACACACACUGGUGUGGCUUUUGCACAGUCCUCAACCACGUCCUCAUCCAGCUCGCACAGCUGUUCCGGGGAAACGAGAAGUUUACAGUAGCCCGAGUCAACGUCGCUCAGAACGAUCUGCCUUGGGAAUUUAUGGUGGACCACUUCCCAGUCUUCCUGCUCUUCCCCAGGGACAGGAAGCACCUGAGUGUCAAGUUCCCUGACGACCUCCCCAUCACGCUGCCCAACUUGGUGCGCUUCCUGCUGCGUCACGCAGGUGACGUGCCGCGGCGCGGAGGCUGGGCGGGGUCGGACCGGGGCGGCCUGCUGGAGGUGGAGCUCCGCCGGCUGCGGGAGGAGGUGGAGGCGCUGCGGAGGGCCCGGGAGCAGCUCUCCCAGCAGCUGUCCCAGCUGUGGCAGGAGAAGCGGAGGCUGGCACUGCACGCGCGGGACCUGGAGUCGCGCAACGCCGAGCUGCGCGAGCGAGGGCGCCACCUAGAGGAGCUAUACCGCGAGAAGAACCGGCAGCUCCUGGACGCCGCCGGAAAGCUGCAGGCGCUGGCCGACGCCUCGCAGAACCUGAUCACCGAAAACGCCCUGCUCAAGGUCCUCAUGGCUUCCAUGAGGGAGGAGGUGGUUCUGGAGCCACGGGGGGACGACGGCGCCCCCUAAAGGGCAAAGCAUGACCUCAGCACCCAGGAGGACUCCUGAUGCUUCCGGAACAGACUGUUUCACGAUGGGCUGCUGACACCCGAGAUGUAUAUCUGGAAAUUAUUUAUGUCUGCUUGGGUUAUCAGUUUGGUUUUGUUUUUCUUCCACGGUGAUUUUUUUUUAUGUUCCUUUGUUAAUUUAACAAAAAAAAAUCUAUUUUUACAUAAAUCACUAGGCAACUUUUUGGGUAUGUCUGCAGGCAAAAUGCUGCAUUUGUUUACAUGAGGAAUAUUGCACAGAUUUCUACUGAUUAAACCGUUUAAUCUAUGCCAGUGUUUGUAGAAGAAUGAUCUGAUCCCUUGUUUAUAAAUGUCGUUUUUAUCAACUUAA